AUGGGGAAGCUCACGGUUAUGUUGGCGGUGCUGGCGGCGCUGCUGGUGGGCGCGUUUGCCGAGGAGCAGGAAUUCCUUCCCGGGCAGCCCAAGGAGAAAUUCCGGGGCACUGGAGGGCGCGUGGAGGUGUGGAGCGAAGAUUUUAAGCAGCUGGAGGCGGCGGAAGUGGGGGCAGCCAUGCUCACCGUGGAGAGCCAGUCGCUCGCGCUGCCCUCCUAUGCUGAUUCCGCUCAGGUGGGCUAUGUGCUGAACGGCGAGGCCAUGGCAGGGCUUAUCAGCCCUAUGGGCGCUCCUACCACUGUCAGGCGUCUGAGGGAGGGCGAUGCGUUUGUGGUGCCGAGGGGGUGGGCGCGGUGGGUGUGGAACAACGGGCAGCAGCCGCUGCGCAUGGUCACUCUCGCUGACACCUCCAAGGGCCCUUGCCCCUGCCGCUACACGCCCUUCCACCUCAUGGGCGCGCAGAAGGAGGGCUUUGGAGGCGUGCUGCAUGGCUUCAGCAAGGAUCUGUUGGCACAGGCAUGGGACGUGGAGGAGAAGGACGUGCAGCAGCUGCUGGAGGCACAAAAGGAAACGUCCUUCGCGAAGGUCACCCCUCAGCUCCAGGCAGAGCUGGAGAAGAUGGUGAACUCGCUCGAGCAGGCAGAGGUGCUGGAUGAGGAGGAGGAGAUUGAGGAGAACGACCAGCCACACUUUGGCAAGGGGGCGAAGCGCAGUGUGAGCAUCUUCGAGGAUUUCACCUACAAUCUGAAAUCGCGCCAGCCGGACAUCUACGUGAAGCGCGGCGGCACUGUGACCGCAGCCAAUGGGUACAAGCUCCCCGCGUUCCGCAAAGUGGGCUUUGCAGUGGCGCGUUUUAGCAUUGAGCCCAAUGCGAUGGCGGCGCCGCGGUGGCUGGCGAAUGCAGCGUCCAUGCACCUCAUCACGCGCGGCAAGGGGCGUGUGGAGAUCGCCUAUCCUGACGGCAGGCAGGCGCUGCGGCAUGACGUGAAGGAGGGGGACUUUGUGGUCGUGCCCGCUGGCUUUCCACAUGCUGCACUGGCCUAUGGGGAGGGACUGGAGUGCAUCACCAUGAUUCCCAAGAGCCGACCGCAGGCGGGGUUCCUGGCGGGGGCGAACUCGGUGUUGCGCAUGCUGCCUGCCUCCGUGCAGCGCGCUGCCUUCAAUGCUGAUGAGAAGCUGCUGGAGAAGCUGCGCGCCACCAGGCAGAGCGAGUUUGGCAUCCUGCCGCCCAGGAAGAGCAAGGGAGAGGAGGAGGAAGGGGAAGAGAUGCCUAAGCUCAUUGAGCAGGUGGUGGGCUUUUGA
Molecule: messenger RNA, 1302 nt
Organism: Closterium sp. Naga37s-1
Lineage: Eukaryota; Viridiplantae; Streptophyta; Zygnematophyceae; Desmidiales; Closteriaceae
Source: the annotation of a GenBank genome assembly